GGGUGCCAAUAAUUUUAGGGCACUGUAAAAAUAUCUGCAGAUUGGCAAACAUGUAUACAUACAUUGUAUGUCGUAUAUGGGUGAUUUUCCUGAGCUUAUAUAGGGGCCAUUGGAAGUGUGUCCUUACAAUGACAGUGUGUUGUUUUUAGAUGUUGUGGGAGGCUCUAAAUGAGCCAAUACGAAUGAGCACUUGGCAGUGAUUUGCUGAUGGAAGCCAUUAAGUUAAUGGUACUCAAUACAAUUCACUUUUGUGACAAAUGGGUACUGAGUUACCACUGGAGGCUAAGUAUCGGUGUCAGAGAAUGUGCAACGUCCCAGGCAGCCUGCUUAUAUCCCAAACCAUACAUCCAAUAUGUUCAUAACACAUUAUAUUCAUACUGAGGAGGGGUUGUUUCUGGUGAGUUCUAUCCUACAUCUAUUCACAAAGAGAGAAUAAGCAUAUUUAAGUUUACACUUACAUUUUUGUCAUUAGCAGAUACUCUUAUCCAGAGCAACUUGUACAGCUUACUUUGUGUACAUACAAUCAAUUUAUAAAGCUGGAUAUUUACUGAAUCAGUUCAGGUUAAGUACCUUGCUCAAGGAUACAACAGCAGUGCCCUAUAUGGGAAUCAAACUACAACAUUAGAGAAGCCCUGUUCUCUAUCUUUGUGAGUUUAUCAUUGGUCAGUAGACACAUUUCAUAUUAGGAUAUUUUUGACGUCAUGUAUUGUAUACUGGAAAAUUGAAAUGAAAAAUGAAAAUUAUAUAGGACCUCAUUUUUCAAGAAGUACUUUCACCACAAUACUACCAUCUCGUCCUUGUAUCUUAUUUAUAUCAAAGAAAAACCUGAAGCCGCUAAGCGAAAUACUUUGUUUUUCAGUCAUGCAGAUGAGAUGUCCCUUGAAAUGACUUGUCACAAGACUUGACAAAGAAGGAAAGACAAACCAGCACAGGAUGUCUUCAUAUUGUUGGCCAAGAGCAUGAAGUGAAUAGCUAAUUGAGGCAAAGCUCCAGUCGGCGGGGGCAGCAGUGGCGAUUGCACCUCUCCGUUUCCAUCCAAGCUGACUGAGAUGCAGAUUGAACUCAACAGCUGAGGGGCUGCGUGUGUGUAAUGAGACUCCAUUAAUUGGGCAGUGCUCAUUGUUGGCCCCAUGACGGUAGGAUUUAGAGGCACUAAGCUGCUUUUUUUCAUCUCUCUUUAUUCUUCUAAAUGAAAAUCAGGUGGCUGACUUGAGCAGGAAGGUCAAAGUUACAGUAUUUCUGCUAAUUAAACUCAAGCAGUGGUCAGAGGUCAUGUCUGAUUAGCAGGGUAAGAGGCCUUGCUUUGUUCAGCUCUUCAGGAUCACUCCAGGACCUUCCAAGCAUUGAGUCAUUACACAGAGCGCUGAACAUGCAAUAUUGAUAACCUGGAACAGGCGUAAGAGUGUUGGUACAAAUAAUUACUAACACAAUGUUUAGCUUCUCCCUUUAAAGUGCCUUGUAAUCCAGUCUUAAACACAAUGUAUUCACUCUCUUUUCCUGAAUCAGGUUUAGUCUCAAUGUUUACUGAUAAUAGAAUGAAGCGAUUGAUGGAAUUUCUUUAUGGUCCUAAUAGUUGCUAAGGAAGGUGACAUACAGAUAAACAUUUUCCACUGGGGCAUUGGUGUUGUAUCCUAACACAGGGGCUCUUAUCUGGAAUUACUUCACAAAUUCCUGAAACUUGAGCUGUCAACAUGGGCAAGGAUGACAGAUAUCUUAUGCGUAAGGCGGAAGCAUUCCCAUUCUGCUACUCCUUUCACAUUAUAUUACGUUAUUUUCGAAUUUGACACAUGCUCACAUCCCGCGUAACUUGCAAUAUACAACAACAGGGCACUUUAAUUUCACAGGAGAAAAGCAAAUGAGCAUCAAGCUCAUAAAUUGUGUUGACCUACGUAUACAUAUGCAGCAGUAUUUAGUUGUUUGGUCACUUAAAUAAGCACCCUGCGGCAGAAGGCGGCCACCUCAAUUGAAAAGAAAUGCCCUCGGAAGGCCUGAGCAAUUUGCGUAGAAUUAGCAGAAGUCGUUCGCAAACCCUAAAUCCGAAACAGCGCCCACCCCCAGAAGAUGCACUUGGAUGUAAAACUCCAACUCGCGCAGAACAGAGGAAGCCGGAGCUUAUCUACGAGGUGUUGUAGAUUGCUGACAAUAAAAAGUUGCGACCGCGUCUGUUCAAGCAGCGAGAUAGCCCGUAACUUUCGUCUGGCCGCUCGCUGGUCUUCAGCACAGACGGGAAGCACAGGAGCGCCGUGCUGCAGACGUUAAAUCAAAGCAUUUCUCAGCAGCGACCAGCGAUGAGCCCCAUUAGGUGAACAAAAUCUCUGACUCCCGACUGAUAAGUGCCCGAGGCAUUGAUUUGCGCGAGGAAGCAGUGCUGGAACAGCAGGCUAUAUGCUGCACCCUGGGGAGCUGUUCCUGUGAGAGUUUUAAACCUGGGAAGUUAAGACGACGACAGUGUGAACACUGCAAACACGGAUGGGUGGCACACGCUCUCAGUAAGCUGAAGGUGCAGCACCUGUUCCAUGGAGGCCAGGUGGAGAUCGUCCACUCCAGCGUGGUGUUUGAUAUCUGCAGCCUGAUGCUGUACGGGACGCAGGCUAUCCCCGUGCGGCUGAAGAUCCUGCUGGACCGGCUCUUCAGCGUGCUCAAGCAGGAGGAGGUCAUCCAGAUCCUGAAUGCACUUGACUGGACUCUACAGGACUACAUCCGAGGAUAUGUGCUGCAGGAUGUAACUGGCAGAGUCUUGGAUCGUUGGGUGAUCAUGACCCUGGAGGAGGAGAUGGCCGCCCUGCAGCAGUUCCUGCGUUUCGGGGAGACCAAAUCCAUUGUGGAGCUCAUGGCGGUUCAGGACAAAGAGAGCCAGACAGUCCUCGUACCCAGCACCAGGACCAGCUCAGGCAUCCGGGCGUUCAUUGAGAGCAGCGCUCACCGCAGCACUGACCUCCCGCCUGGUCCGCCCGCCUCCAGCAGCAUCCAUCACUUUGAGAACCUCAUCAGCAGCAUGGCUUUCCUACUGCCAUUUCAGUACCUGAGUUCUCUCCCCGCCCCCUUGCUAGGCUCCACCCCUGGAUCCUUCCUGCCUGGUGACCAUACCCCCAUCCCCACCCUCUCCACUGAGACCAGCCUAGUGGGCUCAAGCUCCGCCACUUUUGACUUGGAUGUGGAGAAGAGCAGCAAAGUCCUCGGUGCUGCCACCCCCAAAAUGGAGGCUGAGGACAUCCCUGCCAGCGACACAUACUCGGACGCCCCCUCCACACCUUCCAUGACCUCUGAGCUUAUGCAGACAUCCCCUGAGGGGAAGCUCCACCUACCAGAGCAGGGUGGGGCCCCUGGGGCAGGUGGAGGACUGAAGAAGGGGCGGGUCUUUUGCAGCGCCUGCGAAAAGACGUUCUACGACAAGGGCACGCUGAAGAUCCACUACAACGCCGUGCACCUGAAGAUCAAGCACCGCUGCACCGUCCAGGGCUGCAACAUGGUGUUCAGCUCCCUGCGUAGCCGAAACCGCCACAGCGCCAACCCCAACCCCCGCCUGCACCUGCCUAUGAACCGCAACGGGCGCGAUCGCGACGUUCGGCCGGCCGCGUACAGCGAGGGAGAGGAGGAGGAGGGCGUGGAGAGCAGGCCGGUCUCCAGCUACGUGGUGAGCAGCUCCGACUCCAGGCUCCAGAGCGUCUUCCCCGCUGCAGGCCACUCCGGGCCGGGCCACGGCGGGAUCCUCUUCCCCAACCUGAAGACGGUGCAGCCUGUCCUGCCCUUCUACCGCAGCCUGGUCACACCCGCCGAGCUCGCCAACACCCCCGGGGCCCCGCCCUCCCUGCCCCACAUCUCCUCCUCGUCCGUGCCGGCCAACAACGGCCCCGUCGCUGCCGAUCCCGUCGCCGACCCCGUGCCGAAGAAGAAGUCCCGCAAGUCCAGCAUGCCGGUGAAGAUCGAGACAGAGGCAGUGGAGCCGGCCGCAGAGAGCCGCUCGGAACCCUCGCCGUCGCCGCCGCUCGGGCCCGCCGAGCAGCCGGACAGCAGCGGGUCGGCGUGCGAGAAGCCAGAGAGCUGCCACCAGGAUGGCGCAGAGCCGCGCAGCGACGAGGACGAGGGGACGAGGGUGCUGCACACCCAGGAGGGGGGUGUGAUCACGAGCACGUCGCCCCAGGACCACAAAUUAACCAAGCAUCGCAGCCUCGUCAGCGACUGUCCUGUCCCGCCCCUGCAGAACAGCACAGAGCCCUGUGAAACUGACACCGCAAAGCAGGACUACAGCACUGCCAGCAGCGGGCUCUUCAGAAUUUUAACAUUCAGGGACACCCCCAAGCCUGGUGACAGAGAGGACUCCUCCCCCAAAACCAGCCCCUCGUCAGUCCGCGCUGAUGGAGGGGAGACCGAUCACUGUGAGAUCUGCAGCGAGACCUUGCCUGACUCUCAUAGCAUCAAAACGCAUUGCUGUAGUGCCAAUGAGCAGGGGAUACACAGAAGUGUAGACGGUUGCAACACUACAUUUCCCAGCAGCAGGAGCAAAGACAGGCACAACACUAACUUCACCCCACACCCCACGGUGCUGACCAGAGAUCCUUGUGGGGCCUCGGACACAGUCAGCCCCGCCCCCUCUGUCUGCAGGGACAUGCCCACAAGCCUUCCUCAGGAUCCGCCCCUGAUCAACCCUACAGGGCAGCUAUCUGUGAUCUUUAAAGGACACUACAGAAUGGGUUUGGUGCACCCCAUGAGCACAGCACAGAACAGCCUGGCAGUGCUUGCAGGAGAUGAUGAAGAGAAGGAAAAGGAGGAGGCUGUGCUGGAUCUCAGUGCCACGUCAGCCAGCCAAUCAGAGCACCACACGCGGCCGCCCUGGGACUCGGACGGAGACAGCGAAGCAGGCGGGGCCGGGGAGGAGAGCAACGACAGCCAGGAGGGGACGGACCUGCCGCCGAGGGAGGGUCUCACCCCAAACCCGAGCGAAGGUCCAGGGUUCCGGCUGGGCGACGCUCCCAUCGCCUGCCCUGCCUGCCAGAAGGUGUACAGUAACAGGAACACGUUCAGGGCCCACUACAAAACCGUGCACCUCAGACUGCUGCACAAGUGCAAAGUGCCCGGGUGCAGCACAUCCUUCUCCUCUGUGAGGAGCAGAAACCGGCACAGCCAGAACCCCAACCUGCACCGCAACCUGACCACGACCGCGGCUCACCGCUCGCCACAGCGAGAGCAGCCCUCACACAGCGCUCAUGGCUUACUCGCAUGAAACGCAUGCCAGUACAAAGGCAGGAAACUCCUUCAUUACAGACGUGAAGUAAAUUUACCUGCAUGAACCACAUGAACCGAAUGGGCCAAACUGUACAUAUCACAUGUGCUACAGUUGUCCGUGCGACAGGUUAUGUCUACAUGGGUUUUUUUAUUCCCCCAAGUGUUUCACUCAAUAGGCUAGGACAUGGGGCAUGGUUUAAACCCUUUAAAGGCAGUACAGUUAGAAUGCUUGUCGAAGUUGCUGACAUUUGGCUGAAUUUCCAAUGAAAUGAGUAAUAGUUAAUAGUUAAAUGGGUGCAAGAAUUCAGUGGAAACUGGAAAUUGUGCAAAAAACUGAAAAUUCCAGCACUGUUAUUGAGCAUUCAGUAAUUCUUUAAAAGUAGGAGACUCAGGAAUACGCAGGCCUAGUUUCCUUUUCUCUAUACCUUUAACUUUGGAAAUUCAUAUGGAGGGAAAAAACAAUAAUUUUAUCCAUAAAUACAAUUUGCAUGUGUUAUAAAUAUCCUUAAUGAUUCACAUCUGAGCAUAUGCUAUCAGCACCCCUUCCUCUUCCUCAUAUCCAUACACAUGAUGGUGGGAAUGUUACUCACCUUUCUGGUGUGGACCCAAUGCCAUACUGUGUCUCACAACAACACAUUAGAGGCAGAGUAUUCUAGCUGAUGGAGAUAUGAUUUGAUGCGGUCUUGUAUCCAUUCCCUUAUGGAAAUGGAAUGUGUGUUGUGAAUAUGUGAAAUUAUAUAAAAUAUGUAUUUCAAGUGCAAUAUAUUGCAAUAUAUUCAAUUUAUUUCAAAAUAUUUUCAAAUAUAUUCCAUUUCCAUUGGAGGAUCUCUUCUGCUUGUUUGAUUUUGCCAUUUUGGAAGGCUAAAUUUGACCAAAGAUGUACCUUUUCUGAGAUGUGUACAACACAUAUUCCCUUUGGAGGUAAGCAGUAUUCAAAUUCAUAUCAGUGUGUGGACUUGGGUUCUGUUCAAGCAAGGAACUGUAAAAUUAAUGAAUGUUUUUUUUUCAUUGUUUUAUAUCAACAAGUAAAAAUGAGAAUAAUAAUAGCUGUUAGCAUAGUUAACUGUUUCAAGCACUAAAGAACUCAGUAUUGUCAUCUUUUUUUGUUAGUAAAUGAAUAAUGAUAAGGUAGUGUUUUACAAAGAGGGAAAUCUGGGCUAUAAUACCAGAUUGACUGAUGUUGGAAUCCAAAUCUAACAUGGUGGUCUACAAUAAUGAUAUCCAUGUCAAAAUGGAUGCCUCAGUAUUAACAUGCUAUUAUACAAUGGUUUAACACUGAGCAUAACAUGGGCCAUUGAUAAAUGUAGCCACAGCAUAUCUACAUUAGUAAUAUGCUGUAUGCAGUGUUGUUGAAUGUUGUGCAGGGAUGACAUAGUCUCAUAUUUAUUGUAGUAUUUAUGUGACUUUCAAUAUACUGAAGAGGAAAUGUCGUCACUCACCAGUCUAGGAGUCAGGCCAACCUGCCAUGCCUCAAUUUCCCAAGCAUGACUCUGCAGGACACAAUUUCCACAUCAUUCCUGUGAUGUCUGUAUACUAAUCUUGAAUUUGGUACAUUAAUGACAUGCAGUACAUUCUGUGCAUUUACUGUACAUUUUGUAACCAGAAUAAUUUAUAACUUGAAAGAAACCAAAAAUAUUCUACUGUAACAGAUACAAGCUUCAAAUUUCACGCAAUAAAUGCUUUUGCUCAA
Molecule: messenger RNA, 6913 nt
Organism: Anguilla rostrata (American eel)
Lineage: Eukaryota; Metazoa; Chordata; Actinopteri; Anguilliformes; Anguillidae
Product: zinc finger protein basonuclin-1-like
Exons: 5
Coding region: 2573-5221 (882 amino acids)
Biological process (GO): regulation of transcription by RNA polymerase I
Cellular component (GO): nucleus
Source: RefSeq, a predicted model, not a curated record